Messenger RNA from Mytilinidion resinicola, 429 nucleotides. RefSeq lists its product as uncharacterized. The coding region runs from base 1 to 429 and encodes 142 amino acids. The transcript is spliced from 2 exons. The record is from RefSeq and is a predicted model, not a curated record. Lineage: Eukaryota; Fungi; Ascomycota; Dothideomycetes; Mytilinidiales; Mytilinidiaceae.
AUGGCACGAACGAUCUAUUUGGCUGUCUUCACGAAUGGCCAGAGAGCCGCUCAUUGGGCCAUCUGGAUUCCAACUACAGGGCAGGAGGUUGUAGGAAAGAUGCUUCACGUCUCUGGAUCCCCAGCCACUGGAUUUUUCCUAGAAUUCAAGCGCAACUACGACUUUCGAUCGACCAACCGCCGUUAUCAGGUGCUUCCCUUAGCACAAGUCCAUGACCAAUAUGUUGUCGACACUCCAGGAGAUACGUUGAUCACGGAGACAACGGCCCGCGACCGUGUUGAAUCAACGGCCACUGUCGUGCCGCCUCCAGGUCGCGCUGCCAAUCCAUUUGACCCAAUGAUAGUUGCUUUUGUUGAGAGACUCAUUGCCGACGGAUAUGUCACCGUCGAUGCGCGCGUAGUUCUACAGAAUGCGCCUAGAGUGUUGUGA